Messenger RNA from Nycticebus coucang (slow loris), 9389 nucleotides. It is a transcript of the gene PPP1R9A, whose product is annotated as protein phosphatase 1 regulatory subunit 9A. Gene Ontology annotation, biological process: actin filament organization; calcium-mediated signaling; neuron projection development. The record is from RefSeq and is a predicted model, not a curated record. The coding region runs from base 421 to 4458 and encodes 1345 amino acids. The transcript has 21 exons. Gene Ontology annotation, cellular component: dendrite; actin cytoskeleton; cytoplasm. Gene Ontology annotation, molecular function: actin filament binding. Lineage: Eukaryota; Metazoa; Chordata; Mammalia; Primates; Lorisidae.
UCUCCCGGUGCCACACUGGGAUCCGCCUGGCAGCCUCCGGGAGCCGCAGCCAAUGUGUUAGGACUUAGGUGCUUCUUGGCACAAAGCUAGACUGCGACCUCCUACCAUAACGCUUGGCGUCACCUGCUCUCCCAGCCCUGCCCCAGGGCCGAGGGAUUGCGUCCCGAACCGGGCUUGGGAAUCGGCUGCCUCUCAAAUGAACCUCUAGUCUUGCUUUGAAAAAGGCACUUUGUGUAACUCUUGACUGUGAAUAAUUUCCUAAUACACCUGUUGGGACGAUCACUGACAGAGUAUACCAUUUGAGAGGUACUUUUCUUGACCAAAUACUGGUGAUUAGAGAAGAGAGGUAUUUUUGUUUUUGUUUUUGUUUUUUUUUUCUCUGAUCAUUAUGAACAUUGGCUUUUCAAUUCUGAAGUAAAAAUGUUGAAAACUGAGUCUUCAGGUGAACGCACCACUCUCAGAAGUGCCUCUCCUCACAGGAAUGCAUAUAGAACUGAGUUCCAGGCACUGAAAAGUACCUUUGACAAGCCCAAGUCAGAUGGGGAACAAAAAUCAAAAGAAGGUGAGGGCUCCCAGCAGAGCAGGGGGAGGAAAUAUGGCUCUAAUGUCAACAGAAUUAAAAACCUAUUUAUGCAGAUGGGUAUGGAACCCAGUGAGAAUGCUGCAGUUAUUGCCAAAACAAGGGGGAAAGGUGGACAUUCAUCUCCUCAGAGAAGAAUGAAGCCCAAAGAAUUUCUGGAGAAAACAGAUGGCUCUGUCGUUAAGUUGGAGUCCUCUGUUUCUGAACGAAUUAGUAGAUUUGACACAAUGUACGAUGGCCCUUCAUAUUCUAAGUUCACUGAGACUCGGAAAAUGUUUGAGAGAAGUGUGCAUGAGUCAGUUCAAAACAACCGCCAUUCCCCAAAAAAGGAGAAAGCUGGGGGGAGUGAACCUCAGGAUGAUUGGGGAGGUUCCAAGUCCAAUAGAGGCAGUACUGAUUCCUUGGACAGCCUUAGCUCCCGGACUGAGGCUGUCUCCCCAACGGUGAGUCAACUGAGUGCAGUAUUUGAGAACACUGAUUCCUCCAGUGCCAUCAUUUCUGAGAAAGCUGAUAACAGUGAAUACUCAGUGACUGGGCAUUAUCCUCUGAAUUUACCAUCUGUUACUGUUACAAAUCUCGACACCUUUGGCCACCUUAAGGAUUCUAAUUCUUGGUCUCCUUCAAGCAAACAAGGUGUUGAUACAGAGGAUCCUCAGAAGAGUAAUACAACUCCAGUACCAGAAGCUGAUUCGAAAAGUACCUCUCCAGCUUUGAUACCUACCGAAGAGAUCCAGCAGAGCAAGGAAGCCGAGGACUCCACAUCUAACCAGGAGACUCCUGGCAGAACCGAUAGUCCUGAAGAACCUUGUGCUGAAAAUAAGACAAUGCCAAAAUCUGCAAUCCUUUCACCACAGAGCAAAUCUGGAGAAGAUGCUAAAGCUAAUUUGGUUGGGAGAGAGGCAGCAAGGCAACAGAGGAAAGAAUUUGCAGGUGGUGAUUACCUCUCUCCCGAUGCUUCUGUAUCCAGUUGUGGGAUAGAAACACCUGAAGAUUCAAGUAAUUUUGAGAGUUCCCAUGUGUACAUGCACAGUGACUAUAAUGUGUAUAGGGUGAGAUCCAGGUAUAAUUCCGACUGGGGAGAGACAGGGACUGAACAGGGCGAGGAGGAAGAUAGUGAUGAGAACUAUUACUUUCAGCCUGAUAUGGAAUACUCAGAAAUUGUUGGGUUGCCAGAAGAAGACGAAAUCCCACCAAAUAGGAAAAUUAAGUUUAGUAGUGCUCCUAUUAAGGUUUUCAGCACUUACUCCAAUGAAGAGUAUGACAGGAGAAAUGAUGAAGUUGAUCCCGUGGCUGCUUCUGCUGAGUAUGAACUUGAAAAGCGUGUAGAAAAGCUGGAACUGUUCCCAGUGGACCUAGAGAAAGAUGAGGAUGGUCUUGGUAUAAGUAUUAUUGGAAUGGGUGUUGGAGCAGAUGCUGGACUUGAAAAGCUGGGAAUAUUUGUCAAGACAGUAACAGAAGGUGGUGCUGCUGAGCGGGAUGGCAGAAUACAAGUCAAUGACCAGAUUGUAGAAGUGGAUGGAAUCAGCUUGGUGGGUGUCACGCAGAAUUUUGCUGCAACUGUUCUCAGAAACACUAAGGGUGAUGUCAGAUUCCUUAUCGGGCGAGAAAAGCCAGGACAAGUGAGUGAGGUUGCCCAGCUGAUAAGCCAGACCCUGGAACAAGAACGCCGUCAGAGAGAGCUUCUGGAGCGGCACUACGCCCAGUAUGACGCCGAUGACGAUGAGAGCACUGUGGCUGAAUUGCAAGGAGUGUCUGGCAACUUCAAUAACAAUAACAACUGUUUUCUUAAGACAGGAGAAUAUGCCACAGACGAAGAUGAGGAUGAGGUAGGACCUGUUCUUCCUGGCAGUGCCAUUGAAGUCUUUGAGCUGCCGGAGAAUGAGGACAUGUUUUCCCCAUCUGACCUGGACAUAGCCAAGCUCAGUCACAAGUUCAAAGAGUUGCAAAUCAAACAUGCAGUUACAGAAGCAGAGAUUCAAAAAUUGAAGACCAAGCUACAAGUGGCAGAAAAUGAGAAAGUGAGGUGGGAACUAGAAAAAUCCCAGCUUCAGCAGAACAUAGAGGAGAAUAAAGAAAGAAUGUUGAAGUUGGAGAGCUACUGGAUUGAGGCUCAAACGCUAUGCCACACAGUGAAUGAACAUCUCAAAGAGACUCAAAGCCAGUAUCAAGCCUUGGAAAAGAAAUACAACAAGGCAAAGAAGCUGAUCAAGGAUUUUCAACAAAAAGAACUUGAUUUCCUCAAAAGACAGGAAGUAGAAAGAAAGAAAAUAGAAGAUGUGGAAAAAGCUCAUCUUAUGGAAGUGCAAGGCCUACAAAUGCGGAUUAGAGAUUUGGAAUCCGAAUUAUUCAGGCUGCUGAAGCAAAGUGGGACUCAAGUUAACAAUAACAACAACAUCUUUGAGAGAAGGACAUCUCUUGGUGAAGUCUCUAAAGGAAAUACCAUGGAGAAUUUGGAUGUCAAGCAGACAUCUUGUCAAGAUGGCCUAACUCAAGACUUGAAUGAAGCUGUCCCGGAGACAGAGCGCCUGGAUUCAAAAGCGCUGAAAACCCGAGCCCAGCUCUCCGUGAAGAACAGACGCCAGAGGCCCACUAGGACCAGGCUCUAUGAUAGUGUCAGUUCAACAGACGGGGAGGACAGUCUAGAGCGCAAGCCUGCAAACAGUUUCCAUAACCACAUGCAUAUUACCAAAUCACUUCUACCCAAGGGUUUGAGAACUUCUUCUUCCGAAUCAGAUUCUGGUGUUCCACCCCUCACCCCAGUGGCUAGCAAUGUGCCCUUCUCGUCUGAUCACAUAGCUGAGUUUGAAGAAGGACCACUGUACCCAGAAAGGGAGACUUUCUCCUCUGUUUGGGGAGACACUUCAUUCCUUUUUCCUUCAAAAUCUGAUGAUGAUAUGGAAGAAUCUCCUUGCCACCAUCAAGCCACCACCACGAAAAUAUUACAAGAAAAAGAUGGUGCCAAAGGUCCCAAAUCAUUAAGGGCAUCCAGUUCGUUGGUGGUGCACGGAGGAAAAAUUAAGCGGAAGUUUGUGGAUCUGGGGGCUCCUUUGCGAAGGAAUUCCAGCAAGGGAAAGAAAUGGAAGGAAAAAGAAAAAGAAGGCAGUAGGUUUUCUGCAGGUAGCAGGAUCUUGCGGAGCAGGCUGGAAAACUGGAAACCCAAGCCCCCCUCGGCUGCUCAGGCCUCCACUCACUCCCCUUGCAUGCCUUUCUCGUGGUUUAAUGAAAGCCGGAAAGGAUCCUAUUCCUUCAGGAACCUGCCUUCGCCUACAAGUCCCCUUCAGCCUCCUCCCGAGACUCUAAUUUCAGAUAUAAAGGGGUCCAAGAAUUUUACCUUCAAUGAUGACUUCAGUCCCAGCAGCACCAGUUCGGCGGACCUAAGCGGCUUAGGAGCCGAACCCAAAACUCCGGGGCUCUCUCAGUCCUUGGCACUGUCAUCAGAUGAGAGCCUGGAUAUGGUAGAUGACGAGAUCCUUGAUGAUGGACAGUCUCCCAAACACAGUCACUAUCAGAGUCGGGCUGUCCCUGAGUGGAGCGUGCAGCAGGUUUCUCACUGGCUCAUGAGCCUCAGUCUGGAGCAGUAUGUACCUGAAUUCAGUGCCCAAAACAUCACUGGAGAGCAGCUCCUGCAGCUGGAUGGAAAUAAACUUAAGGCUCUUGGAAUGGUGUCAUCCCAGGACCGAGCUAUGGUCAAAAAGAAGCUCAAGGAAAUGAAGAUGUCUCUAGAGAAGGCUCGGAAGGCCCAAGAGAAAAUGGAAAAACAGAGAGAGAAGCUGAGGAGGAAGGAAUACGAGCAGAUGCAGAGGAAGUCCAAGAAGACGGAGAAGAUGAAGACGGAGAAGAUGACAUCAAUGGCCAGCCAGGGCAUGGGUGAGCAGUGAUGCACCCCUCAUGGAGGCGCAGACGCUCAGAAGGAACCCCCCACCUCUUCCCACCCUGCUCUCCUCUGGAGGACGAAGGAGAAACUGAUCGGAGGGCAAUGCUGCUCGAGGCAGAUUGAGGGUGUUGAAUAACUGCAUUUUCCGUGAUAGGAUGCACUCUUCAUUUCAACCUACUGAAAUAACCCUAUUCCACCUUUGCUUUAUUAACAAACCAGAGAGAUACAGAGUAGUUGUGUUUCUCUCUUCUCUUACCUACCAACAUCUUGUGUUGUGUUGGGUGUGUUGUGUCGCUUGGAGAACUAGCAGCACUCUCCCCAACAAGGGUGUGACAUGCCCCGUGGUGUUAAUGGAGCACUGGGCGUUUUCAGUGUGGGAUCUUAAAGCUGGUCAGUUGCACAUAGCUGCAUGGCCGCAAGCAUCCUGCCAGGAGAUGUAGGGGCCUAGAGGGCUGCAGAAUCCACUCCAGUGUGUGGGAACGGUUCUCCUCGAUUCUUUGUACAGCGAGACAACCCUGCUGGUCUGUACCUGGUGGGUGCUCUGCCCGCCACACAGGGAUGUCCUAAGGGAAGGCAAGCAAGCUGGGCAUCAGAAAGAGAGAAAAGAAUUAUAGCUGCUUAUUAACUAGAGAAGAAAGCAAAGGCCUUGAGCAUGUAGAUGUGGGUACUACCUUGGGGUUCUGAGAAUAUCAUUUAUCCUACCAAUACAGCUGAACAGAGAAGAAAAACAUCAGACGUUAAUGCAGCCGUGGGGUAUGGGGAUACUUGUUUACUUUGCUACCGCUGCGUGUUCAGUAUUUCAGCAACAGUGGCAAACACAACACAGUUCCUUUCUUUCCCCCAGCAAUUGAACAGGAAAUUGAUUUUUAAGGAAACCACCAUUUUCAGGUUUCCUCUCCUGGGGAAAAUUCUGGCUGGUCUUCAGCCCACCUGUGACACAAUCAGAACUCGUCACGUAUUUUCUACUGAAGAUUUCCCAUGUGGGCUCAGUUAGGGUUUUAACAAAUGUACUUUUAAGAAAAAACAGAAAUACCAGUCAGAGAAAAUUUAGAUUUGGGUAUCAUUCAACUGAAGAACCAAUUUUUUUGAGCACAAAGAAUGUUCCUGUAAAGGAGAGCUGUCAGUUAUAUUUUGGAGAUAUUUUUAAUGGUUUUUCUGAGCCAUUCCCCUCUAUACUUUAGAGAUUUCCACUUUACAGUUAAAAAUUUGUUUAAGGCAGUACAUACAGCACACUUUAGUAGUGGAGGAACUUGUAAUUAUUUUACAGCCAGUAUUAAAGAUUUCAGUAUUUCACGAAACACAGUCAAGUGCAAGAGAGUAGGCCAGCAGAGGAGAAAAUGAACUCACCAUGAGAUAUUUCAGAUAAAGACGAUUUUCAUUGUUUGUUUAUUUGUUGUUUUACCUUUUAUGCUUAUGUUUCUGGUUCUCUUCGUUACAUUGGCUCUAAAUACGAGGUCAUCCACUUUCUAAGGGACAAGUUGCCGUAAGAAGUGCGGCCACGGGAUGUUCGGGACGGGUAUUUUAGUUCCUUUAUUACAUGGGUGUGUGGUCUGUUGCCAGCACUGGCGUAUCGCCUGUCAGAAGUGUUCCAUAAUGCAGGGCUGAGGGAAGGCUGUUGAGCAUAACAGGUGACAGAUAAGGUAAGGGGACCCCUGCCCUUACACCCCAUCUAAUAUUUUACACAUUGUGGUUUUAUUUAUUAUUUUUAUUUUUUUGCUUAGCUGGAUAUCCAAUUGGAAUUGUCUAAACCAGAAAUUGUUAAUUCUCUUCUUUGCUACAGGCCUGUUUCCUUUUCAGGGCCAGAGUAUGGUCUGUUAGGCCUCAACCCCUGUCACUAGGUACAGAUCAUUUACUCAGUCCUCAGAAACAUCAGCAUAAAGUAACUCUCUGCUUUACAGUGAUCAAAGUCACCACCAUAUUUUGCUCUCUAUCUUCAUUUGCGGUAUUAUAACGAAACUGCCAUACUGGAUACACUAUUACUAAUUUGAGAUGUCUGGUGUCUGCUAUUAAUUAUUAAUACCAUGAGAAAUAGGGCCCACUAUUAAUGAACUAUAAAAUUUGGCAAAUCUUUUCUAAACCUAAAAGACUAAAUUAGUAAAAACCUGGAAAUACUAGAGCUUGCUAUUAUAAAUUUUUGCCAUUUCUGUUUUAUCCUUGAGAAAAGGUGACCUGGGUCACACUGGAAGUUUCACUGUAUUAAUUUCAAGGGUGGAAAUAGAAGGAUGAUUAUCAUAAGUUAUGUUUACACUUUGGUAAUAUUUGAAGAUGGAUAUAUAUAUUGGAAAUGUCUAUAUGUCUCUGUCACUACACCUAAUUUAUAAUCUAUUAUUGCAUUUUCUUAAAUGUCUUAAAAGUAUUGUCCUUUAUCAUUUUAUUUGUAAAGUUCCAAUGUUUAGAUGAGUGUCCAGCUGACAAUGUUAUAAAUCAAAUUCUUAUUACUCAAAUCAUUUAGUUUGUGUUGUAACUACUUUGAUUUUUUUUUUAAGUUAAAUUGUAGUGACUUAAGGUCUAAAUGAAUUAUUUUAAAUUAGUACUUAAAACUCCUGACAUUGUAAAAGUCCCUUCAUUUGAUUGUCUAACAAAGGAUAAAAUGUAAACUGUUGCUCUAAGUUUCUAAGGGUAUGAAAACAAAGUGAAAGACCUCAGAUCUUGUGAGCAUUUUGUUUUCCUAUUACUUCUUUUAUUAACUAUAGUGCAUGAUACUUAAUUGAAAGUUCCAAUGUCUUGCCAGUUUCUACUUUUUAAUGCUAAUGGUUUUCAGUGUCCAUACAAUUUAACACAUAAUUGUUGCUUCAUGAACCUUAAAACCUUUGCCGUUUUUUAUUAUCAGAAAAUGAACAAAAGGGAAAUUAUCUGGUUACUAUGAACUUUAUUCCCUAAAAGAGAGCUCAGUAUGACUGUAACGAUAGGCAAAAAGAGUUUUAUCAGGCAUCUACCUACGCACUAUUCUAAAUUCUAAUCAUUUAAGGAUGAGGUCCAGAAAGAAAACGGCCAUAUUUACUACUAGAAUUAUUUUUACUAUUAUGUGGCUGGGAGGCAGUAAAGUCUUAAAGGAAAUCGUAUUCUAGGAAAUCUGAGUGUGCUUCAGUGAUUCACUCCUGAACCAGCCUGGAUAUCCUGGCAGAUUUUGUUUGCAUUUGUCGUGGGUAUUUAAAGUCUCAGGAAAUUUAAUCUUGGUCCAAAACACUGGGGAAAAAAUAACACCAGACAAAACACAUUGGAGUAUCUUGAAGUAGCAGCAUAGAAUAGACCCAACUAAAAAGCUGGAGAGGAAAGCAAAAGCUUACAGAAUCAGUUUGCCCCUGGAAAGUAAAAGCAUCGGGUUCUAUUUAUGGUCCACAGAAUGCCUGGGUAUCUGCAGAUCUGUUUAAGGAAUUACUGUUACUUGAAGGGUCACGUGUGCGAACAUACGGAUCAAGCCAGCCUGUGACCUGCUUCCAGAUCCUCAGAGUAGAGAAAGAAAGAGACAUGAUUUCCAGUGCUUGGCCCUAUCCCAACCCCAAAACCACUAAGGGAUUCAACAGCAAGUAAGAUGUAAGGAAUAGGAACAACAGACAACUUCUCAAUAAUGUGCAUGCCAUUUGUGUACAUGUUCAGAACCGCUUAUGUGUGGGCAUAGCUCCCACCUUACACAUACACACACGCGCCACAGUCAUAUGACGUUAAAAAACAUUGUGUAUGGAACUUGGUAACGUCAGUGAAAACCUUGAGCUAUAAUCAUAGCCUUAUUGCCACUUUUUGUGUUGUGUAUACAUUGAAUGGCUCAUAGAUUUUAAAAGUUUUUUUUUAAUGUAAGUAUUUCUACUAAAUGCACUUAUCCUUCUUCUCUGUGUUUAUAUAUUUUGGUAAAAUUGAUUUAAUAGAUACUUAGUAUUUUAGUAAGAUAAAGUUUCUUCAAAUGUUGGAUAAAUGCUUUGACUUCAAGAUUGCACAUUACUGAGUUACAACUCAGAAGAAAUUUAUGCAGCUUUGGGCAUUUUCCACUGUGGACUGCAGUUUUCUUGGCUAAAAAUUGCACUGUGUGUGUUCUUGUGAAUUUGUUCACACUUCUAAAACAUAAUUGGUGGCUGUGAUGCCAUCACGUGACCAUUUAUUUACUUCUGGUGUGUAAGUAAUGACAUUUUGGUUGUUGCCAAAAAUAACGCAAUUGUGAGUGUGAGUAUGUUGUUGGAAGGUGUGUGCUUCUGUUUCUUUAAGCUACUUUAUUUAUACACACGGGUUUUCUGGAAGGAUUUAAUCGUUCAUUCAUGAAAGAACAAUUAGCCAGAAAUAGUUACAUUACCUUACAAAGUGAGAAUUGAGAGGCCCUCCAGAUAGAUAACACCUCCCAACAACACCAGAUUAGUUAGUGCUUACUGAAUACCUUAAAUAUAAAGAUAUGUAUAUGUUUUCCUCAACCUUAUUUAAUAUCUUAACUACUGCUUUUGUAUUUUUUAAUGGUGUUACAGUUAAACCACUAGUACACCUGCUACGCAUUACUGACAAAACUGGACAGCUGAAAAAUAAAAGAGAAUAAAUUCUGUUCCGCUGUAAGAAGUUGAUUGAUUUCCAGCUUUCUUUAUAUAUUAAUAAAGGAAAAGAGUUGUUUGAAAAUGGUUUUUAUGUCCAAUAAGUAUGGAUAGCAUGUUACCUGAAACAUUUAAUUUGUACAUUUUGAUGUCUGAUCAUUUGCAUGGAAAAGACAAUAGUGCCACGUCCGAAUUGUUCUCUUGUGCUCGGUUAAUAUGUACUUCUCUAGAUUGUCCCAUUUCAAAUGACAUUCCUUACUCUUUGGUUUUCAGAGGUGUUCAAAGCAAAAUAUCACAGCAGUCCUUUGUUUUCCGAAUAAUCUAACAAUACCUGUGAUUAAUUUGUUAGUGUAAAUAAAUUCCUUGCCAAUGAGUAUUGUUGUUGUUAGACAACGAAUGCAAUAAAAAGAGAAAUACUGAGAUCUGU